Messenger RNA from Rhopilema esculentum, 2040 nucleotides. RefSeq lists its product as uncharacterized. The record is from RefSeq and is a predicted model, not a curated record. NCBI's taxonomy places the organism in Eukaryota, Metazoa, Cnidaria, Scyphozoa, Rhizostomeae, Rhizostomatidae.
UCAAUGCUAUUUUGCAUGACCAAUGAAACAACGCGAAGAUUCGACAACGCUGAUCCGACCAAUGAGCAUCACGUAUUUUUGUAAUGCAGCGAAUCAAAAUGCUUGAUGCCAUCAAACAUUUCAUGCAUAGAAAAAAUCGUCAAUGUUUACGUUCAGCUUGGUAAAAAGCCAAUGAACAGGGAAUAUACUGUGAGCAGAAAAUUUUAAUUUUUAGAUUUUUAAAAAGAAAUUGAAAGUUUGGUGCUAAUUUAUUGCAGACAAAGCAGGUUUAUAUUCAACAUGGCUUACACCACGGUGUUGCUGCUCUUCGGAAUACCUUUGUUAAUAUCUGAAGCUGCUGUUAUCAAUCCACGAAAGAAUGAUAUCGAGAUUUGCAACAAACAGUUGGAUUUGAUGUUGGUUGUUGAUUCCUCGGGUAGCAUUGCCGAUGUAUGGAACCAUACAAUUGACUUUUGUGAAAAGCUUCUUAGUAAUUUCAACAUAGCGGAUGACCAAGUCAGAGUUGGUCUAAUCGAGUUCAGUAUGGUCGCAAAUGCUUUGAUUCCUUUGGAUAGUGGAAACAAUCUUGGUCGAUUGUACCAGUCCCUGGAAGAAUUGAGAUCCAGACCACAAAAUGGAGAGACACACACGGACCUGGCAUUAAACCUGGCUUAUAGAGUAUUUCUGGCCUCUAAGAGAGCUGAACCUGUGCCAAAGGUACUGGUUCUCAUAACAGAUGGCGAAUUGACAAGUGGAAAAUACGAAGAGCUCAACCAGAUAUUGGGCGAUCUUGCAUCUCUAAAUGUUGAAAUAUUUGUGGUUGCCCAAGGGGAUGACUUGGUUGAAGAUGGAAUUAAAAAGAUGGCGAGCCAGCCUCUUAAUGAUCAUAGAUUCAGCCUCACACCGAAUUCCUUGAACGUUCCAUAUGCUACACAAUCUCUAGCGACUUCUAUUUGCAACGUCAAAGCACAAACACAAAACAAUACAAAUGCAACAAAGAGUGAUGCAAAAGUAACAGAGAGUACGACUAUAAUUAAAGUUGAAAACAAAGCUGGCUUGCAACAGCAGCAACAACCAGCAAAAGAAACUCAGACGUCAUCGAACGUGGAGUUGAAACCGCAAGAGCAAACGUCGUAUCAGGAGGGAGCUUGGCACCAAAACCUCCAGCAGCCAGUUGGCAACCCCAAGCAAACAUACCCUGAAAACCCUCCACCCCAACCGCUGCCGAAUUUGCCUGUUUCAAAUAAAGACUUCAGCAUAGGCAAAGAAACAGGCGCGAAUCAAUACACGCAAGACCAUGUUAGUUCGCAAAAAGUAGCAAAACCUGCUCACCAAUGCAGUGUAAACCUAACUAAAGUGGGAUGUUACAGAGAUUUAGGCCAGGUUCCAAGACCGUUGCCCAUUAAAGUACUUGAAGAGAAAGAAAAUAACUUUCAUGUUGGCAUCAGAAGCUCAUCAUUUGAUAAACAGGCUUGGGAAAAUUUUUUACCCGAGUUCAUAUGCAAGUGCGCUAAGAAGACAAGGGAAAUGAAGUUCUGGACAUUCUCAAUACAGAAUUAUAAUGAAUGCUAUUCUGGCCCCGACGAAGGUCGGUACGAUGAAGAUGGCGACGCUGAGCCAUCAAAAUGCAAAGAUGAGAUGGGAAACAACUGCGAAAAAAAUUCGAAUUUCUGUUCAGGAGAGGCCAAUACGAAUUUCGUCUACACUGUUCUUUCAGACUCACAUGUAUCGAUUGUUCGAAUCGAGUAUGAUUGAUUGUUGGAUUAACAGCCAAGCAAUAACUAGACGAUGACCAGAAUGUGGAAUUGCUCCUAUUUUUAUUAUGUAUUCUGGUGUAGAAUAUUUGCAAAACAGUCAAUAGGCAUCAUUCUGAGUGCUGCCAAACGACGAACAACUCUUCAAUGCGGAAGAUAUAUUAAUAUCAGACAUGCAGAUUGAAGGUGGCGCAAUCAGUCAAGGAGGCUGCUGCUAAAUGUAUCAUGUUGGCUGCAACAAACUGUGUAAAAAAUAAGACUUAUGCGCAAAUCCCUCUUUCGACUCUAUAGAAAGCUGUAUGCAUCA